GAGAGGAGGUGUCAGAUGCCUCUUCGAAACAACAAGCAACUGUCGUCUAGCUACGACCUGUUUUUCCUCUCGUACUGCUGAGGAGCAGCUGCUGGGAUGCCAAAGAAGUUCCAGGGCGAGAACUCCAAGGCGGCCACAGCCAGAGCUCGCAAGGCCGAGGCCAAGGCAGUGGCAGAUGCCCGCAAGAAGAAGGAGGAGGACGAUGCUCUGUGGCAGGAAACUGACAAACAUGUACUCAAAAAAGAGCAGAGAAAAGAUGACAAGGAGAAGAAGAGGCUGGAACUUCUGGAGAGGAAAAAGGAAAACCAGCGACUUCUGGAUGAGGAGAAUGCCAGGCUAAAGGGCAGAGCCCAAAGGGAGGCUGCGGCUGCAGCGGCAGGAAAAGUGACUCGUGCCCAAAUUGAGGAGACACUUCAGCAGGAGCUGGAGCAGCAGCAGCAUGAGCAGCAGCUCAAGCCGAAAGAAAAGAGUCAUCUGGAUACUCCACUGGAGGAGAACGUGAACAGAAUCAUCCCCGAGGAAGGAACUGAAGAAGCUAGAACAAUAGAAGAUGCCAUCGCUCUGCUCAGCACGGGACCUGAGGAUCUGGAUCGCCACCCAGAGCGGAGGGUGAAAGCAGCGUUUGCUGCCUAUGAGGAGGUCAACAUGCCUCGCCUAAAAAAGGAGAACCCUAACAUGAGGUUGUCUCAGCUUAAGCAGCAGCUGAAGAAGGAGUGGAUGAAGGCACCAGAAAACCCCCUGAACCAACGCUUUGCCACCUUCAAUUCAAAGUGAAUGCACUUUCCCCCAUAACUCCAUUUGAAAACUGUAUACCUAUGCACAUUGGAGACUUAUAUUGGAAAAUUCAAUUAUUUCAUCUAAAACUGAGUGUUGCUGAUGAAAGCUUCACCACAGCUCGCACAGAAACAAUAUCUUGUGCCAGAGGACUCAGCUUCAUUGUUCCAUUCACUAGCCAGGAGAAAAUAAUUUUCUGCAAUCCAGGUCACAACUGAUCAUCAUGUCUGUGCGCAUGGCCUCUAAUGAGACAUUUCAUCAUCUAAUAAAUUUAAUUACACUUUUUUUUUCUAGCACUCCUGGGAAGGUGGGAAACCAGAUGUUUUGAGAGUAACUUAUUAAAGUUCACCACUCGAUCAUCAACAUCUUGUGUCCCUUUUAAAUACAAGUGUUCUCAGCUGAAGUUUUGCCAACUGCUGCUGGCGUGGUUGCUUAUU
Molecule: messenger RNA, 1211 nt
Organism: Scomber scombrus (Atlantic mackerel)
Lineage: Eukaryota; Metazoa; Chordata; Actinopteri; Scombriformes; Scombridae
Gene: ccdc124
Product: coiled-coil domain containing 124
Exons: 5
Coding region: 97-774 (225 amino acids)
Biological process (GO): transcription by RNA polymerase II
Cellular component (GO): nucleus
Molecular function (GO): transcription coactivator activity
Source: RefSeq, a predicted model, not a curated record